CAUACCCGCAUGCACUCAAAGAGUUCAGACGUUCUAUUGAAUCGGUGUUGAAUGGUUGGAAAUAUACUGGACGUCUAUGGUAACGAUACUGUAUAGCAGUUUUAAUGUAGGAUAUUAUUCCCUCUAUUUUUUUUAACAGAAAACAACCAAACAUUACUAGUCUGCUAAGCGGCAGCGGGUCACGCUCAUACUGAACCCCAUCAUUUGAAUACGAACCAGUGGAAUUGUGAACGUCAUCUCCAUUCGAACCCCGAAUCUGGUUCACAUUAAAAUUAAAAAGUAUAAUAAAAUAGGCCUGUUUCUUGUCAAACAGAUUGAGUGUAAUAUUCCAAGAUGGUGAUCAUACGAGAAGCACGUGAUUGGCAAUGCAGACUACCAGUACUUGUAAUCGUUGGCUUCGUGUUAGCUGGCGGUAUUUCAUCAAUUUCUGCACAAUCAUCGGCACCAUCAAAAUUACCACGUCCCACAACUACCGAUAGUUCAACUUCAAUUUCCUCCCAGACAACACCUGUAACAGACACGAGUGACUUACAAGAUCUGAUUACAACAUCAACAACAGAGGUUGACUUCCUAACAGCCAUGAUAACCGACACUGAAGCUGGUACAACUGCCGCACAAGAUCAAACCACCCAGCCCACUACUUUGAAUCCAACAACUGAUAGGCCUGUAACGUCACAAACGACGAAUGGUGCGGUAACUAUAACCCCGACGGCGGAAGCAAACACAACAUUAGAAAAUACAACCAUGACUAAUGUAACUACUGCUGAUAAUGGUACUACUGCUGAUAAUGGUACUACUGCUGAUAAUGAUACUACUGCUGAUAAUAUACCAACAACUGUACCUAUCUCAUCUGAAACUACAACCAGAGAUACUCCUACGGCAGUGAACAAUGAGGUCACGACUAAUGGACUCGACACUAGCAAUACAGCUCCUACAAACAGGGAAACGACAAAUCCAAAAGCGUCCAUCACAGAAGCUGCAAGUCAUACAAGCGAAGUAACACAAACUUCUGCGCUUCCAGAAGGUACAAAGGCACAAAGUAAUUCGAACAAUACUCCUGGAGUGAAAGCCCAUCCUGCCGACACUUCUGGAAGUGGCUCAACCGGUGUUAUCGUCGGAGUUUGUUUCGCGCUCAUUUUUGCAGUAGUCGUUGUUGGUGCUUUCCUGUACAUCAGACGUCGACGAUUUGCAAACAACUACGGACGACUUGAAGAAGAUCGUGACGCAAGUUGGUCGGCUUUCUCCCGAAAUCCUAUCUACCGGACGGACGUAAGUUUUGACUAUCAGCAACUAUGAAACCUACAAUGAGAAGAAGACUUUCUUUCUGUUUUAUACGGUACAAGCGUAUCAAUCGUGGAGCAUUUCAACAUAGAAUUCUACAAUGUAGGCAUUUUGAUUAACGUCACCACCCGUUUCUACGCAAGAAUCGAUAUGUUUUGGUGAUGCAUAAUUUCCUUUACAUACAGCUUUUAGUGGAUGGAGUGCGAUGUACCGUAUGGGAUUUGAUUGUGAGGGCACAGCAAUGGGGGUGGUGGCUGACUACUAAAGCAUUAAACAUUGCAGAUAAUAUUUGUUUUUCCAUUUUCUUUAAUGGUAAAGUAUAAACUUAGGUGUCUUUCAGUGACAUGAACUUUAAAGUUGAAUUUACUGUUGACCUAUUGAUACCAUUGCUUUACUACGGUUUUUUUUAAACUUAUUAAAUGUGCGUUUGUCAAGCAUAAAGUAUAUAAAACAUAAUCAUAAUCAUAUUUAUUUUGUUUUUGGGACCUGGCGUUGUCUUUCCGGGCAAUCGUCGUUAAAAAUAAUCCACCUUCGUAGGCGACUUGUCGGCCGACGGUGUGUGGCGGGUUCCCUCCAUACCAGAAUCUAGUGUUUUGUUAAAGUCAUGUGAACGAAAUUGAGGACUACUAUUCAAAAGUCGUUAGUUUUCAAAAUUAGUUAACUUAUCGAAGAUAAAUAGGCCUAUAUUGAUAAUAUGGUGUUGGUAUUUUUCUAUAAAUAUGAUAGUAUAUGUUGUUUUGUAAAUGUUUGCUAAAUUCUGAAGAAAGAAACCUAUUUUUGUAGAAGGUAUGUGACUUAUGAGUGAAUUGAUUUCGACUUCAUAGGCGCAAACCUCCAUGAUUUGUCAGUUUAUGUAGUAGCUAAACCUUUAUAAACAUUUAGGCAAACGAUGUAAACGGUGGGAGAUAUAUAUGCCUAUGUCAUAACUACGUAGAAUUUUUUAAAAUAAUUAUAAUAGGCCUACUUAAAAACGUAUUUGCAUUAAGGUAUGCUUUGAGUUUGUUUAGAAUACUUUAGAAAUAAUACUAAGUGUAAAUUCGUCCAAUUUGUAUCGUACUAAUGUAGCCUAGUAAUAAACGUAACAUUAUGACGCAACAACCCUUGAUUCACGUACCAAUAUGCAUAAAAGAGGACUUAUAUGGAGGACAUUUUUCCUACUUCUUCCAUUUUAACGGGCAGUUAAAACCCGAACCAAUUUUUACUGUGAGGGGUGGCAGCAUUUCCUCAGUCCCCUUCUUUCUACGCCUAUAGAAUUACGUCUUUGAGUGGCGUGUACAGGCGUGUUUUUAGAGCUAUGCGGAAUAGAAUCAAUUGCAAUGCUGUUGAUAAAACAUUAUUACGUUGUUUUAACCACAAUAAAACAAGUUUACAUUGAAAUUGUUGGUCUUUUCGUGAGAUAUUUUUCUACGCAUAAAUGUUGGGGUAAAUUUAGUCAACGUCACAGUCUAUUGACUGCCAAACGAUUAAUUGCGGUCAAUGCAUAAUGUACGGUAACUUACUAAAAUAACAUUGAUCGUGAUCAAAGGAAUCGAUUUCUUUUUUGCAAUAAUAAUUUAAUUAGAAAUAGACUACUGAGACUUUUUUUAGAUUUAGAGCUAUGUAUUUAUAUAUAAAUUUGAAACUUAACGCAUAGCCUACUCUACAAAUUGAUAUUAGCAUGUGCAGUUACAAACAGUAUAAAGUGGAACACAGUCGAUUUUUUGAGCUAUUUAUGAUGGCUCAUUUAUAAGUUAUCGUAUUUGAAUGCAUCUUUGAAGCUUGAAUAAAUGUGUUGGUCAUGAGCGGUUAAAAA
Anneissia japonica is the source of this 3073-nucleotide messenger RNA. Its product is annotated as cell wall protein DAN4-like. The record is from RefSeq and is a predicted model, not a curated record. The transcript is spliced from 5 exons. Lineage: Eukaryota; Metazoa; Echinodermata; Crinoidea; Comatulida; Comatulidae. Bases 334 to 1296 code for a protein of 320 amino acids.